This is a messenger RNA of Rubroshorea leprosula, 1867 nucleotides long. Lineage: Eukaryota; Viridiplantae; Streptophyta; Magnoliopsida; Malvales; Dipterocarpaceae. The record is from the annotation of a GenBank genome assembly.
GGCUGAAGCUGAACCCCCUUAUAAUGCUCCAAGCUCACUCUCUUGCCGGCGGACACAGACGGAGAUUCAAUUAUGCACUAUCUUCAUCUCGCGGUCAUCUUCCUUUUCAUCUGUCUUUUGAGAUUCCUGUACUCGGUCCUAUGGGUUCCAUGGAGAAUCCAAACCCACUUUAGAAAGCAAGGUAUAAGAGGGCCCGGGUACAGUCCGAUCUUCGGAACCAUCGCUCAAGUCCGCCGUCUGGACGCUGAAGCUCGGUCGAAGCCGAUUCCCCUUGACCACCAUGACGUGGUUCGCCGUGUGAUUCCGUUCUUCCACACGUGGUCGCGCAUUUAUGGGAAUACGUUCCUCUACUGGUUCGGGUCGACACCCAGACUCACGAUCACCGACCCAGAUAUGAUCAAGGAGAUUACCAUGAAUACGGACGGGUCUUUCGACAAAAUAGGGAAAAACCCUUUGGCCAAGGUGCUCUUCUCACAGGGACUCGUCGGGUUGACGGGAGAGAAAUGGGCUUUUCAUCGAAGAAUCGCAAAUCAGGCGUUUUCCAUGGAACGAGUCAAGAGUUGGGUACCAGAAAUCGUGUCCAGUAUUGAGAAAAUGUUUGAAAAGUGGGAAGAUAUACGAGGGGGGAGUGAAUUUGAGAUAGAAGUGAAAAAGGAACUUCAUGAUCUUUCAGCUGAUGUUAUAUCGAGAACAGCAUUUGGAAGCAGUUUUGAGGAAGGGAAACGGAUCUUUAUGUUACAAGAGCAACAAAUGGAACUCUUCUCACAAGCCAUAAGAAGUGUAUACAUACCUGGUUUCAGGUUUUUGCCUACUAAGAAUAACAAAAAAAGGUGGAGACUAGAGAAGGAAACCCGGGAAUCAAUACGAAUGCUGAUCAAGACUAAUAGUAAACCAAGAGAAAAUUCAACAAAUCUGCUUAGUCUUUUAAUGUCUUCUUAUAAAAAUCUGCAUGGUCAAGAAGAGAGGUUAGAAGAGGAGGAUAUAAUAGAUGAGUGCAAGACUUUCUACUUUGCAGGAAAGGAAACGACAGCUAAUCUCUUGACUUGGGCACUUAUACUUCUAGCAAUGCAUCCGGAGUGGCAGAGUAAGGCACGGGAGGAAGUAAUUCGUGUUUGUGUAGCUACAGAAUCUCCAAUUGCGGAAAAACUGAGUGAUUUGAAGAUUGUCAGCAUGAUUAUCAAUGAAACCCUCAGACUCUACCCUCCUGCUGUAAUGUUGAUGAGGAAAGCCUAUAAGAAUGUUAAGCUUGGAAGGCUUGAUAUUCCUGAUGGAACAGAGUUCUUCAUAGCCCUUGCUGCAGUUCACCGCGACGUGGAUAUAUGGGGAAAAGACGCCAACGAGUUCAAUCCUUCAAGAUUUAAAGAGCCUCGUAGGCAUUUGGCCUCUUUUCUUCCAUUUGGUAUGGGGCCUAAGAUUUGUGCUGGCCAAAAUUUAGCUUUAGUUGAGUCCAAAGUUGUCUUGGCAAUGAUUCUCCAGCGAUACUCUUUUAUGGUGUCACCAACAUAUGUUCAUGCACCAAUGCUAUUCAUCACCUUGCAGCCUCAGUAUGGAGCACCGAUCAUAUUCAACAGGAUUCUCAAAUGAAGAUUUGCCACUGUAACCCUGUGUUUUUACACUAUAAAAUAGAAUGUACCAUCAUAAUUGCUAGUUGGUCCCUACCCUGUAAUUUAUUAAAGUUCUUAUAGAUUGGAAGUUUGUAAGUUAGACCAGGAAAGAUUUGGAAAAGGGAUAGACAGUUUCCCUCUAAUUAUAUUUGUAAAUUUCCAUGUAUCAUAUUAGCGCAUGUUUGGUAUGAUUGGAAAUUUUGAUAGAAGUUUUCUUUUUUCAAGUAAUAUGUAAGAGUAGAACUCCCAACCUACUUGACUUC